Mus musculus (house mouse) is the source of this 5671-nucleotide messenger RNA. RefSeq names its product pyruvate dehydrogenase phosphatase catalytic subunit 2 (gene Pdp2). Bases 166 to 1764 code for a protein of 532 amino acids. Gene Ontology annotation, cellular component: mitochondrion. The transcript has 2 exons. NCBI's taxonomy places the organism in Eukaryota, Metazoa, Chordata, Mammalia, Rodentia, Muridae. The record is from RefSeq and is marked validated. Gene Ontology annotation, molecular function: cation binding; protein serine/threonine phosphatase activity; [pyruvate dehydrogenase (acetyl-transferring)]-phosphatase activity.
GCCUCUCCAGGGAAGUAAAACCCAGUCGCAGCAACCGCGGAACUGUGCUCAGGACCAGAGUGAGCCGAGAGGAUCCGCCGAGUGCCAGCGGCGCCAGCUGGGGAGGAGAGGACGAGGAUACGAGGCUGAAAAAACACUCCACCUCCACCUGCCACUUGUUUCAGAAUGUCAAGUACUGUGUCCUACUGGAUCUUCAAUUCUGCAAGGAAUCGUAUUGCUCUUUUACGAGGUGGGAGACGCCUAUACUCAAGGGCUGCCACGAGUAGGAACCUGCUGAAGUGGAGGCCCUUUUCUCCGGCAUUGGCAUCAUCAGCCCUCAAGUGUGGUUCUCCACCUGGUGGCUUUGCCCUGCGGAAAGCCUACAGACACACAUCAACCGAGGAAGAGGAUUUCCACCUACAGCUCAGCCCCGAACAGGUCAGUGACCUGCUCCGAGCUGGCGAGUCAUCCCACAAGGUCCUUGAUUUCAACAACGGAGUACCAAAUUCAGUGUUAAGGUUCGAGAGCAACCAGCUGGCUGCCAAUUCCCCUGUGGAGGACCGGCAAGGUGUGGCUACCUGCGUCCAAACGAAUGGGAUGAUGUUCGGUAUUUUUGAUGGACACGGGGGCCACGCGUGUGCGCAAGCGGUGAGUGAGAGGCUUUUCUACUACAUGGCGGUGUCCCUGAUGUCCCAUCAGACCUUGGAGCAGAUGGAGGAAGCAACGGAAAACAUGAAGCCUUUGCUGCCCAUCCUGCGUUGGCUCAAGCACCCCGGAGAUAGUAUUUAUAAGGACGUCACGUCCGUGCAUCUGGACCACCUCCGUGUCUAUUGGCAGGAGCUCCUUGACCUGCAUAUGGAAAUGGGGCUGAGCAUUGAAGAAGCAUUGAUGUACUCCUUCCAGAGACUGGAUUCUGACAUCUCGCUAGAAAUCCAGGCUCCUCUGGAAGAUGAGGUAACGAGAAACUUAUCCCUCCAGGUUGCUUUCUCUGGGGCAACAGCCUGCAUGGCCCACGUCAAUGGAGUUCACCUGCAUGUAGCAAAUGCUGGUGACUGCCGGGCUAUCCUCGGUGUCCAGGAAGAAAACGGUGCCUGGUCAUGUUUACCUCUUACCUGUGACCACAACGCCUGGAAUGAGGCUGAGCUGUCCCGGCUUAAGAGGGAACACCCCGAGUCCGAGGACAGGACACUCAUCAUAGACGACAGGCUUCUGGGUGUCCUCAUGCCCUGCAGGGCCUUCGGGGAUGUCCAGCUAAAGUGGAGCAAAGAGCUGCAGCGGAAUGUCCUCGCAAGGGGCUUUGAUACGGAGGCCCUCAACAUCUACCAGUUUACCCCGCCCCACUACUACACUCCACCCUACCUGACUGCCAAACCUGAGGUUACCUACCACAGGCUAAGGCGCCAGGAUAAGUUCCUGGUGCUGGCCUCAGAUGGCCUGUGGGACAUGCUGGGGAAUGAGGACGUGGUGAGGCUGGUGGUGGGGCACCUGUCCAAGGUGGGUCGCCAUAAGCCGGACCUGGACCAAAGACCAGCCAACCUAGGCCUCAUGCAGAGCCUGCUGCUGCAGAGGAAAGCCAGUGGACUCCAUGCGGCUGACCAGAACACAGCCACGCAUCUGAUCAGACACGCCAUCGGGAGCAACGAGUACGGGGAGAUGGAGCCGGAGCGGCUGGCUGCCAUGCUGACACUGCCAGAGGAUGUGGCCAGGAUGUACCGGGAUGAUAUCACUGUCAUGGUGGUGUUUUUUAACUCUGAUUCAAUUGAUACCUACUGUAAAGAGGGUUAAGAGUCUCCCUCUGGUGCCAAGGCUAACAGGAAUGCCCUUUAGACACUUCACUCCUUAGUGAGCAAUCCAAACCUUAGUAAAGAAUAGGCAGACAUAGGUUGCUGAGUAAUUAACAAAGGAAGAGAGGGAAAACCAGCCUUAGUGGUGGUGAUGGUGGGGGAGACGACUACGAAGACAACGAUGAUGACAGGACAAAGACAUUAGGAGUGAUUUUUUUUUUUUUUUUUUUUUUUUUUUUGUCCUGUGUGUGCUGGUCAGCUCUUCUGUGUAGCAGGCAGAAUAAAGACUAAAAUUGGCUUAGGCUCACGUAGCCCAUGUCCUUUAUAAGACUGUUAAAUUGUGUCAUCCCGUGCUUUUAAAGGAUAAAUUUAAUCAUGAGUCUAAGAAUAAAGAACUUCAGGAUCUCCUGAGACCCAGUUGCAGAUUUUACAGAUGCGAUUAUUCAGAACUCUGUUAUGCCCAAAGUCUAGGCGCUAGUGUCUUGUUUUUUGUUGUUGUUGUUGUUGUUUUUUAGUUAGGGAAGCCUAGGUUUACAAAGCAAUCUUCAGAAUCUUCAGGGCACUUUUCUAUAUGUGUGUGUGUGUGUGUGUGUGUGUGUGUGUGUGUGUGUGUGUGUGUCGGAAAUGACCUUGACAACAUUUUGUACUGUUUGCGUUUUUUAACGCUGGUUAAGUUUAUUUUAAAACUGAACCCUCCAGCUCUCAAGGAGGACUGCCAGAAGCACGUUUGGGACCUGGGUGAGGAAGAGAGGAGCUAGGCCCUGGGCCAGCUGAAUUUAAUUGUGCAGCUAUUGUUCGCCUCCGUUGAGCCUCACCUCUGAACCUUCGAGGCAUCCGUCCUGGGAGGUGAUUUCUGUCUAAUCCCUAACUCCUGACACUUUUGCUGAGUAAGCCGUUCCCCCCUCCCCCACCUCCCCCAGGCUUAGCCACAGGCUACUCAUAAUUUUAGGUUCCUUUUGAUUAUAGCCCCAACUCUUGUUUCCCCGUGACACAACCCUACCUCUGCUAUUCUGUCUGCCUAGCCUCAUCCCGACGUUACUGGAAAAUCUUCCCCGUUCUAUCAUCCAGAGGUUGGAAGAAAGAAGGUGAUAUGGUUGGGUGGCAGUUGACGACAUGUAGGCAGGACUUCUUCAGUGGUUUGUGGAGUUCAGCCUAGAUCUAGAGAAGUGAAAGUAAGGCUUUCUCUCUGCAUCUUGGAAGGGAGGAGGGAGGCUUAUCAGAUGGGCCACGCGCCCCUGCCUGUUGAAUUGCCGUCACUCCGCCUCGGGGACCAUAUUUAGUGUGAGAGGUAAAAGCUAAAAAUCAUCUGGCCAUAGUCUUCAUGGGUCACUGGUGUUUGAAAACGAAUCCGCACGAAUCCGGUUUAGAGGAUAAGUUUUCUCCUCUGUCAGGUGGCUGUGGCAUUGAACUUCAGGAAAUGUGUCCCUAAACACAUGUGGUUCUUUUUGGGCAGUUUUAAUUUCCUGCCCUUGUCAGCACUUCAGCCAUCGUCGGCAAGGCUCUUGUUUCCACUGUAUCAUCCACACACUAGGUUUGGCCCCCUUGGCUUUGCAGGUAGACAUUUUGUUGAGUUUAGAUGGGGCUAGCAAAAUGACUCAGUGGGUAAAGGCUGCCAGUCUCAAAACCCUGAGUUCCAUCCAGGGGACCCCCGUGAUGAAAGGCUUGAGUUGAAAGUUGACCUCCGACCUUCAUGUGUGCACCGUGGCAUGUGAACUCACACAAAAUAAAUAAGAAAAAAAAAAAAAAAAUCAGAGCCGGGCAGUGUUGGUGCUUGCCUUUAGUGCCAGCAUUCGGGAAGCUGAGGCAGGUAGAUCUCUGAGUUCGAGACCAGCCUGGUCUAGAGAGUUCCAGGACAGCUGGGACUACACAGAGAAACCCUGUCUUGACCCCCACCCCCACCAAAAACAAAAUCAGGAUUGCUUUUGUAUAUUUCCUAGUGUAUCUGUUUAGUGAUUUUUUUUUUUAAACAAAAAGACAAGAAACAGAACUCUUGGGUCCUUUUGUUCUGAACCUGAUCUCUUAGAUUUUUACUCAAAAGUAAAAUGUAGGCAGUCCCCCUGAGGAGCAGCCCCUCUGCCCCCACACUUGGGUGGGUUUACUCUCUGUGGCUCCUUUCUGAGAGGACCACGCUUAUGCUCUCAGGUGUGGCCUACCUUCUGAGUGCCUCUUUUUCUUAACCUUCAUCUUUACGCCUAUCCUACAUAAUAACCCCCAACUCUGCCGCCUCAAAAUAAAGUAGAAAAUGAAAAUUUUGGGUGUGGUGGCGCAGGCUUUAAUUGUAGCACUUGCGUGACCGAGGGAAGAACACCAGAAGUUCAAAGAGAUACGUGAGACCCUUGUACAAAAAAAUAGUGUGUCCCCAGCUAGGCACUAAGGCUACACAGAGAGACCUUGCCUCAGGAAACAAAACAAAACAAAAAAACCCAUAACCCCUAAACAUGAGUCAUUAUUAGUCUAGAUUUAUGGCUUGUUAUUUGAAUGGAAGACACUAUUGAACAUUUUUUUUUCUUUGCUCUUUGCUUUCGGUACUAGCUAAAGCCAGGAGUAUCCUUGGAGCCUUAACUGGUGUUCGGUGUCUGAGCUCUGUUUUGGAGGCUGGCACGGGUCAUAAAAGGUUCUGAAUCCAGUAACUAAUCCUGGAGUUGAUAGGACACAGACCUCCCUUCUGUGUCUCCUCACUGUCUAAUAGAUGUCCCUGCUCUCCAGCUGAAAUAUUGAGAGAGCAGAAAGGGCAAUUUAUAGUCUCUCUUUCUCUCUCCCUCUGAACUCAGCCCCUCUGUGCCUGCUCCAGUGCGUGUUGUCUUCUGGUCCCUUGCCAGUGUCUUGCUGGCUACGGGUCUUGGCAGCGGCUCCCUUGAAGCAAGUGAGCCUAAGCUUUGGGCCACUGAAAUUAGGAAGGAGAUCCAUGGUCCCUGUCACUUCUUCCAAAGCGCUUCUCCUCCCUCUCAUAUCGAGAUUCCAGUUAUUAGACUUUUACAUUUUAAAUAAUGAGACUGACCGUUUAGUAUUGCAGAUGUAAUUUUUGAAAGAAGUAUGUCUUGGUGCUUAAAGUGACGCUUAUGAUUUGGGGUAAGAGACAGAUGGCAAUGAUAUCAUUUAGAUCUUUGUUUUAUGUGUAAACAGUGCCGUGCUGUUGAUUUCCAAAGUUAAUAAAGCUGUAGGAAAGACUAGUUUUGAAUGUAUAUUAGAUCAUGUUAAUAAGAUUCAGUCUUCUGAGAUGUUAUUUGUAACAUUAAAGCUAAGUUAUUGUAAUGUUAACUGAGAUGCUGUAAUAUAUGGACGUUUUCCCCAGAAGUACAUUUGGCUUAAUAAAAGCUAAAAAGCUUUUUAGGCACAAAACUUGAUUGGGACACAAUCAAGUUGACAACUUUUAAACACAGAUGGCUUGACCUUCAGAUAAAGAAGGGUAUAAUUAUGUCGAACAGCAACAUUCAAAGGGAGGCUGGUUCUGUCCUUUUGACCGUCAGUUUCUGUUCUUCCUUGGACAGUGGUAACCUCCCAGGUUAAACCAGAAUAUUCUGGAAUGGAGCCAUUGCAGUGCCGAGUCUUUGAAGUGCUGCAGCUGCUGUGGAAGCACCCUGUUAACUGAGGAUCAAAGCUAGUGGUGCAGUUCAUGCUGCAAAUGGUCAUGUGUGUAGCCUGGUGGGGGAGGCACGUUUAGGCUGCUGUGUAACUGUUUCCUGAGCCGCUGAGGUCCCCUGCUUUCUUCCUUUGGUUCCCGGUGUCUAACUUGCCUCCUGGAAAAUAUUUCUUACUAAGCAUUUUCUUGGAACAAUCAUUAACCAUGAUCUUUAAUAAUUACUGGCAUUUGUAUUUCAAACUGUGUACCGGUGUCCCUAUCUGACACUGAUUUUCUAAACUUUGAAGAUAUUUAAGUAGAACUUUUAAAUAAAAGAUGCAAAAUGAAA